AUGAAUAUGAUAAAAAAUAUAAUAAAUCAAUUUAUCAAACUGUUUGGACAAGAGUACUUGGGAGAAUGGGACGCCAUACAAAAUUUGACGAUCAAUUCUGUGACCUCCCCGGAAAUCCUACUGAAGAACGUCCCAUUCCCAGAAAAACUAUUCGAACUGGCGGAGCUACCCUUCGAAAUAGUUUACUCAAACAUAAAAAAUCUGCGUAUAAAAUUUCUGUGGUCAUCCAUUUUUUCAAAUAAUGUUAGCCCCAUAAAUAUUUACGCCAAUGACCUGUUCCUGGUUAUAAAGUUCUCCUACCCCAGUUUGUGGGACACGAACAAAAUUAUGAAUCACCAGUAUAAGUUGAAAAGAACAAAAUUGGAAAAAUGGGACAGCAUUAACAUAUCCAAGGAAAAAAAAGAAGACAAUUUUUUAAAAGCACUGCCAGUCAAACUAGUCAACUCGCUAAGAAUUUUAGUGGAGAAUAUCAAAAUCGUAUUUUUCGAUAAUUAUAUUCAUAAAAAUCCUUUCACCUUUGAAUUUCUGAUAAAGAAUUUCAAGAUAGACGAACUGAACAAGUACAACGUUAAGCUGACAGAGGAAGAAAAAAGAAAUAUCAAGAAGAACUUCCUAAUUAACAUAUGGAUAAGGAUGAUAGGACUUCAUAUUAUUUACAAGGAAUACAAAAAGAAGAUAAAGUACAAGAAGCAGCUGAAGAAAAAGAAGGCUGAUCUGCUUCAUAACAGUGAGAAGGUUGACCCGGCUGCGGCGAAGUCGAAGGGGGGAGAAGACGACGCAAUGGACGAAUACUUCCUGACGGCCAUCGAAAGCCUGUUCAGCGAGAGCGCGAGCUCCGUUCACCGAGGCAAGAGGCACAGCUGGAGGAGGGCGAAAAGAAGGAGCUCCUUAAAUAAUCAUGGACUGGAAAAAGCAUUUCGUUCAUUCAGUGACUACGACGUCAAUGAGAGGAUAAAGGAUGGGAACUUAAAAAGAAGGGUGCGGAGACAAAUGCGCACGGGACGAUUUGGUAAAAAACUCUCCUCAAACGAAUCAACGAGUAAGCAAAAAAAUAAAAAAAAAGGAAAAAGUAAUUACAACUUUGAAAUUCCCAAGCAUGACUUAGGGUUCAGAAUAACAGCGAAAGAUGGAUUAGACAUGCACGUCGUUUUUAAGAAGUAUGACAUGAAGGCACUGAGCGAACUGAAAAAUGAUUUAAAGUGUUUCAAGAAUGUGGAACUUUCCUUUGUUAAGCACAUCCAAGACAACGUGGAAGAUGAUUGUUGCCAUAAUGUAAAAAUAGAGGCAGAAGAGGAACAUGUGAAGAAGACGUGGUAUUGUUAUAACCAUGGCAGUAGUAACCUAGCACACCCGAACAAUAAUUCAUUCUUUAUUUCAAAUGAUCCAAACGGAAACGAACCGAAUAACGAUCUUUGUAAUUCCGAAUUGAAAAACUGCGAUGAAAUAAUGGAACGAAGCUUCAAGAAUGACUACCCCCCUCUCUUUAGUGACAUUUCUGCGUUUGAAACGUUGAAUGUCUUUUUUACCGCCCCGGCAUUGGACUCUCUUUUCAAUUUCAUCAAGUACAUAGAAUUUUGGUUCCUAUACAAAGGGGGAUGCUGCAAAAUUUUUAAUAUCAUUCCGAGUAUAGAAAAUUGUAUAAGAUACUCCGAAUUGAGAAAAUUGCGAAAUGAGAAAAAUUACGUUUAUGACGAGGGGACUGAGGGUUUUUUGGAAAGGUUUGAAGCUUCAUGCCCUAUUCACUUGCUAACCAAGUUGAGGAUACUCUCCGAUGAGUGUAUAUACAGCAAGGGAUAUUUUAACAAGGCUCAUUUGAAGAGAAGAGAGUGGAAAAAGUUGCUCUACAAUUUUAUUAAAAAUCAGAAAGGGACAACCACCUCCAUUAUCAAUGAAAAUUUGGAGAAGUUAGACAAAUGGUUUUCCCACGAUAUGCUAUUCAAUUUGGUGAUUCCAAAAAUUAAUUUCACCUACAUCCCCAUCAAAUUUAGUCACUUCAGUAAUUGCAGUGUAAAGUAUAAUAAGUGCCUCCUAUCCUACACACUAGCGUGUUCCUUCCUAUUUAAGCAGGAGAAAUUAUCCCCAAUAAAGAAGAAGAUGGGCAUUUAUCUUCACAACGUCGAUAUACACUCCCUUUUUGUUCUUUUUAAGAAAAAUACCAAAUUUGUCAUGAAUAAAAAAGAGUACUGUAUUCACUAUGUAGAGAAAUUACCCAUGAGAAACUCAUGCUUGUAUCAUGAGCCGAAUGACAAUAGUGUAAGCUUUUACCAUUGGGGUCACCGGAAUGUAGAAGAUGACUGUGAUGACUUUAUCGACAGGAUACAUUCCAAGGAGGAAGGAAGAGCAGAGAAGAAUGUCGGCCCUAUGAUAAAUAGUCUAAUGGGACAGAGACGAACACAAAAGGGGAUACUCCUGGACAGCGCGGAGUGUUACACAGAAAAUGAAGCACCCAAUCAGGGGAAUAACGAAAGUGGGCAGCUACCGAAUGAGAGUGGUUUUGUCACCAAGGAAGGAGUAAAACCGAGUAAUAGCGCCAAGCGAAACAGCCUAGAGCGAGCAGAUCCAAAUGGUCAUGAAAAUUAUCUUAAAACGCAACGCGAAAGCGCGAAUGGAAAUCUGUACAGCUCUAGCAAUACAGAGAGCGACCAAGAUGGGAAGGAUUGCAUGAACACCUUUAAAAACUACAAUAUGUGGAACCUCUUUGAGAGAAGAUAUUUUGGUGAAAGCCAUCUCCAAGGGGAAAAAGAAGGAGAAAAAAUCCAAGUCGAAAAUAUGGGAAGUCUUGAAAAUGAACAUAUCAAAAAUGAGUAUGAAGAAGGCAAAGGGAACAGUGGCAACAACUACGGCCGUAGCAGCGUUGCUAAUAUGAGAAAUAAUCGAAAUGCAUUCUGGAAGUUCAUUCUAGGUAAGCAGAAAAAAGAAACCCUAGACAACAUGAACAAGCAUAAUGCCAAACCUAUUGACGACAACAAUUUCGAUCGAAUAAUUAAUAACCAGGUUGUCCUAAUCCCAAACUGUCUAAUCAUUCAUAUUAAUGAGUACUCCAACCAUGUAAGGGAAAUUGAGAUAACCGUUUGCAAGUACGUAAUUAAUGUUAAUAAUUUAUUUCCGCUUCUGAACUUCAUCCCCACGAACAACACCUGUCUUGAGCUCUUCCUGAAAUAUGAUAAUUUCAUCGACAAGGAUGUUAUCGAAUGUAUUUGCCUAUGUAUAAGUAGAAGCGUAAAGAAGAAGAAGAUUCUGCGUCUUCGCAUGGAUGACUUGAAGUUUUAUUUUUUUCACUCCUCGUACGUCCAAAACGAAGUGGUUAAUUUGACAAGCUUCCUCAAUAAGACCAGGAGAAAGAGGAACACACGGGGAAACACAGACUGUCAAGAAAAGUUCAUCGAACAUGAUCUUCUUCUCGAUCCGUUUAAAUCUUUAGCGGAUGAGAACCAAGCUGAAAUGAAAAUGACAGGCAGAAAAUUGCAUAAGGAUGAGAUGACCACAGAGAGGAGUGACUACAUGGUGAACAACCACCCAAAUGGGGGGGUUACGAAUAAUAUUAACCACCGGGGGGAGGACAACAACGAUAGUACUAGUGGGACGACCUCCAGCACUUUCGAACAAUCGGAGGAGGAGCACGACGGGGACCAAAUGCAUAGAGGUAGGAGGAGUAACCUCCACAGAAGCAGAAGUCUAGAUCAUUUUGUAAGAACGCAAGAAAGGGACAUAACCAACAUACAUAACAUCAUUUUUAACAACCUCUUUGUUUCGCAAACGAAUCUUUAUCAUACAAAAGUGAACAACACCUUUUCCUAUCUGAGGAAGAGAAAUUUUCUUUACUCGAUUAGAAGCAGAUAUUAUAGUUUUUUAAGGAGAUACAUCCAGUAUAAUAACAAUAGGCACAAGGCAAAGAAUCGAAAUUUGUUAUCGAUUGGAGUUUUCGGUCACGUCAGAAAUCUGUUCUUGUUCCACCACAAGGUUGAUUCGUUACUUUAUCUCAGCGCAAAGGGGAUGGAUGUGCACCACAUUUUUCACACUUGCUUUGACACUGUGAAGAGUACAGAUCAUACGUGUGAUCGAAGGGCUGCUGCGGAGGGGUUGUGGGGCGAAAUGCAUUUGAGGGAAGACGACGUAGGCCAGGUAGUAAUCCCAUCAAUGGAAAAUUGCACAUCCCCGGAUAUGGUACGAAAUGGCGCAAUUGGAAGUAUUACUAGUUACAGUAUCAUCAACAGGAGUGACCACCCCGUGAGGAACUCGCCCAGGAUGGCCACAAAUAAGAAGAACAAAACAGCCCUCGUUAGCAUAAAGUCGGUGAAGCUGAAAAAAAAUGGCAACGUGCUGUCACUCACAGUAAAUCUUCUAAACUGCAACCUGAACGAAAUAUGCGUGUCUCUCAUAGGAAUACACAAGCAUGUAUUCCCUUUAGAGCACCUCGAGUUAAUAAAGGGGAGAAUCAGCAAAGUAAGGAAUAUCAGGCAGUACCUCCUCCAUAGCAAUAAAAAUACUAUGCACUUGAAGAUGAUUAACGUGACGAAUGAGUUGCUCUACAAAAUGUUAAGCAGGUAUUUCAAGAUAAACCACAUGGUCAGGGAAAAGCACCCAAGCAGUGGUAACACUCCGGAGAAGAAAGAAGACGAGGUUAAGUUUAAUAAGAAUUACGAGAAGUAUAUAAAGAAAUUGGUCAUAAAAAUUUUGGACAAUGAAAGAAUUCUGUACAAUAAAGAACACUUUGAGAAAAUAUUUUACAUGAUUUUGAGGAAGAGAGUCACACAACAGGGUAAGGGGGACUCCUACGUGGGAGGCAAAAAAGGGGAACUCCCAGACGUGAAGACACACGAUAGCAGUAGGAUGCUCAUUAGUCACAACUCGGACAUGCUGCACUCCUUCAGCAGCAAUAACGACAUUGUGGAAAAUUACUAUACCAUGCGGAGGGGGAGACAUGAUAACCUGGCUGGCACUUCGAAAUCGUUGGAACGAGAGUAUCACACCUGUAAGGAGGACACCCUCCUGAGCAACCCUCAAUAUGACGAGAAGUCCGAUUUGUACAACAAUUCUAACUACUUCGACUUGGACACAGGACGUAAUUCCUACUCUAAAGAUUCUGAAGCAAGUGAUCAGGGUAUAAGGAAAGGGAAGGACCAGCCCAAUGGGGGAAACAACAACGAGGAGAAAUUUUUCAUGCAAGAUGACAAGGAACAAUACAAAGACAUUGAUUUGAUGAAGCCAUGCAAGAGGUACAACAACGAAAAUUGCAAAUAUAUGAAUCUGAGAAACCUGUUUAAUUUUGAUGAGAUCCUAAUUGAUACAGAAAAAAUAAUGGGCGAUGAAAUUUUCAUUGACAGUAGUAUAUCCAAUUUACAACUAUCACAAGUGGACUACCUGAAUGGGAGAGAAGUGGAGGAGAAAGACACCCCCCAGAAGAAGACAUCCCUUUUCUUCUUCCUAAUAAGCAAAACAAACGUUGCCGUUAGUAACAAAAAUGAAGGUAUAUUCAAAAUUGUCUGCAAUGACUUUAUGAGCGAGUUGACUCAUAUGGCUAGCUGUCUAAAUAUAUCUUUGAAAAUGAACACGCUGUACUUUUUCUACGUCCUCAGCGUUUCGAGGAAGCCCAAAGUGGGUAGGCCUCUCAAGAAGAUCAGCGAAAAAGCGGCCAACAUAUUAGAUGAGAAUAAAAUUCCUGACAUGCGAAACAACACGUGUAAAAAAUAUGUCAUCUUAACCGACUCGAUAAGUAACCUGUUGAGUGUUUCCAAGUCAAGUCUCAAAAAAAAAAAAAACGACCUCUUUAAUCAGUAUGUAUGCAUUUUGGAAAGAAAAAAGUUUAAACUCUUUAUCGACUACGACAAGAAGGUGAAGUGUCCCAAGCCGCAGCUGCAUUUAGACGUACACAUAAACAAAGAGACGAACAGAAAGACUGUGAAACUGUCGAUCAGCAAUUUCAACCUUUUUUACAGCUCCACCUUAUUCGUCUUACUAAACAGUGUCGUGAUAAAUUACUUUUUAACGUACAUCCAAGAGAAGGAAAAAAUGAGCAUUCUGCUCUGCAGGUACGGAGUCAUCUUGCGGAAUAGAAGGGGCCAGUCAAACCAUGUGAAGCAUGGUUCUUUGAAGAGGAAAAAAAGGAGCGACGGAAUGGUUGUUAUAUCCCUCGGGAAAUGGCUAAGCAGCCACGAAGUGGUGAACACGCUGCGCACAUCCAGCAACGACAGUUUCAUCGACGAAACGUAUGCAGACAAUGACAUUAGCUAUAAGAUCUUCGAUCAGAAGGGGAAGCACAUGGAUGAGGUAAAUGAGGAUACCAUCAAUUUAACUAAUAACACUUUUUAUUACGAUUUUUCCGAGAAUGAAAAUGGGACGGAGAAGAACAUCCAAAGAAGCGCGCUUCAUCAGAGUGAACAAUGUGAAGGCAACGCCCUUUGUGAUGCCACAAGGGGAGACGUAAGCGAAAAUGGGAGUCAUGCUGCGAUCAAUUCUGUGAGCAAGGGUCUGUACAAUGGUUUGUACUACCGCGAUAAGGGGACCAAUUCCGGGAAGACGAAAAGAAAAAGUACUGUGCACGACACAGGUGAAGGAUUCGCAUCGAAAAGGAGGUUCCACGACACGAAUGCCAACCUUCACGGGCUCGCUCCAAAUGUUAACUCCCUCGAUAAUGUUAACCCGAAAGAUAAUGUUAACCCCCACGAUAAUGUUAACUCUCAAAAGUGGAGAAAGAAAAAUUUCAGUUUUUUAAAAUCAGAAACGAAGCGAGAUGUCAUUUGUGCAGCCUUCUCCUUUGGAAAGGAAGAUUCCCCAGAAUGUCAUCAAAGCAAAGGGAAUCACGAAGGAGGGUUAAUAAAGGAAGAUAACAGAUUGGCUGCACAGUCUCAGGGUUUGGCAAACGAUCGAGCUUCCAACAGUGUCUAUCAUGACGAGUUAGCGAAUAAUUGUGACACUCUUCGGAGUGUAAUCAAUUCGAAGUACGAACAUCUGGAGGUAGGUGGUGACAGUCGGAAGGAGGAAGAGAGCCAAAAAAUUGUCAAAGUGGACACUAAUAUAGAUAGAGUCAAUACAUUAUCGAAGAAUAUAUUCGCUAACCACAAUUCCAAACCAACACUCAGCACUAGAGAAGGACAGAACGUUACAGAAAAUAUCCUGAGGAAGAACAAAAAAGUGUGUCACGCAGUUGCACAGCACCAGGGGGAAGCUCCGUCCUCUAGAAAGAACACACGCGAUGGAGAAGGAGAAAAGUCUCAAAAUAUUCAAGAAAUUAACCUGUUCAUCUGUUCCGAAAAUGUCAACAUAUGCUAUCUUAUUAACUACCACCGAUUUAAGUAUCUUUACAAGAAGAACCACAAGGUGGACGCCUACAUGAAUGACUACAUCAACUUUAUUGAUAGCUGCUCCAACUACUGUAAAGAGGAGAAGACGGAAGGAGAAGAUUUUGACCAUAUUGGAAUUAUGAACAAGGAUCUGUACAAUUUGAAUUUAAAUUUUCUACUUAAAUGGGAAUAUAGAUGCACACAAAAUAAGAAGUCCAUCAGUGCCUUCUUUCCCUUUCUUUAUAUUAUCCUGAUGAAGAAUUGCAACUACGUCAUUUCGCAUUUAACAAUCGUGGAUGUCAAAGUGAGUGCUCAGUUUUUGUGCAAACGUGGGGAGGAAGAAAAAAAAAAGAAAAAAAGAAAAAAUCAUUUACAGAAAAAAAUUGCCCUAGAAAUGUACGACAAGGCAAUGUUGAAUUAUUUACCCGAAGAACGAGCCUAUUUCGGCCAGCAAGAAACUCGUGCUGGAGGGAAGUGGAAGGAGGGUGGAAACACACAUAGAAGCUUAGAUCGAAGGUCACACAGCCGCUGCGAGAAUUUGGCCAAGAAAUAUUAUGAAAGGCUGAGUGACAAACCCGAGUGCACUAACUCUAACGGGGAAAAGUCCCUCACGGACAGCUGCAUAAUAGCAAAGCAUAUCAACAGCAGCCUGUCCAUAAACAAACGGGUGUCCCACAGUAGGAGUAGGAACCAUGCUAACAACUCUGAUUUGUUCUACGAUCUAACGUUGAAAAAGGGGGUUAUAAGAAGUGGGAAAGAUCCAUCGCCCGAAAGGACCAGCGAGUGCAGCAACCAUGAUAAUGGGGAGAAGCAUGACGACGAGAGGAAUAAGCCUUUGAACCGCAGUGGUGAGAUGAAUCAAGCAGAAUCCAUAUCUAGUGAAAGGAGAGUCAGCAAACAGAAAUCCUACAUGAGAUUUCUGUUUAAUUAUAAGAAACCUGACCAGGCACAACCGAUGGGUAGAAAAAUUACGGAAAUUGGGGAAGGUGAACCAAUUACCACUUUCCAGGGCAGUGAUGCCAAGAGUGCUACCAUCACUAACGGCGUGUCGCACAGACAGAACCUCCUCAACUACCUAAAUUCGGCUGUUAACAUUAUGGGAAAAAAUAAGAGCACUCCGAAGCCCAUACUGAAGAAGGACAACCUUAGCAGGAGAUCGCUGAGCCUGUUCAGCUUCAAGUCCCCCGGAUUUCUCCACAAGAAGGCCGACCGAUGGAAAAGCAACACGUUGGAAAUUGUGCGCACAGAAGGUGAUAACAACGACGCAUCCUACGACUUGGGUAGCGUGAAAGCACAAAAGAGUGAAUGCAUCUCUGAGGAGGAAGGAAAAGACGGGAAGGAUCAGAAGGAGGACUUCCUAAAAUUUGCCCACCACAGUAGUGACAACUUUGUGAGCAUUUCCAAACAAGGCAGUUUCUACCACGUUGGGGAUGAACGAUUCAUGGGAAAUUCCACAAACCGAAGGAAUAAAAUGACAGGUAGCCUGUCCAAAUGUAGGGACUCCCUUGAGAGUGUCCCCAUAAAUAAUGAGCGAGACGAAUUCAACAAAGGAGGCCGAAAAAAAAAAAAAAAAAAGAAAAAAAAAUCCCCACAAUUAGAAGAAUAUACAAAAAAAACAGCCAUGUGGAAACUCUCCAGGUGCAACCUAUCUGUGUAUAACAUAAACCUAUUCAGCUGCAUCUAUUUAAGACGAUUUAAACGAAGCAAGCAAAAGUACUUAGAACCCCUGGUGUAUAAUUAUAAGCAUGCUAACGGUAUACAUUCUUUUCAAGCGAAUAGGAAAGAAAACGAGUUUUUUAAUCCGUCCUUUGUACAAAACAGCUUCGACAUGUAUGCCAAUGUUAAGACCACCAAUUAUGACAAGCUAACAAAGAGCAACUAUAUUCUUGAGAGAGACUUAACAUUUUUAGAAUACAUUAACCAAGUAUAUAGUUUGGAAUGGUUCAACAAAUUUAAUGUUCAGCAUUUGUACAAUAUCAACAAGAUUCACUCGAGCGUUUCCAGAUUUAUGUGCCUGAAUGGGAAAGGGAGACUCGACUUCGCCGAUGGCAAUAUUGUGUGUUGCUAUGUGCCCAUAUUUUACAAGCACAUUUCAGCGUCUUACAGAAAUGUUUACAAGUUAUUGCUACUCACCAGGUACUACGAAAGUGUGCAGUAUCUACCCAGGUUGUGCAGGAAGGGAGGGGGAUCACAUGUCGACGGUGGGGAGGAUCCUUAUGAGAGAAGAAGAAACGAGAUGAGGAAUAAACAGUUAGAUGGGAACACCCUGAAGGAGAGAGCUUCAGGGGUGCAUGAAAUGGACAAAGAACGUCUAGAAGUAAAUAAAAAUGGUUCGAAAGAGAGGAACAAGAGCGACACGAAACAAUGCUCGAAAAAGGCCAAACCACGCAGUACUGAUAAUCAUGUUAACAGAGCAAAAGGGGAAAGGGAAAAGAAAGCACACAUGUUUGGGGGGAAUAAUAAAGCCUGCAACCUGAAGGAGUACCAGAGUUUCAAUUAUUGGGAAGAAUUAAAAGAAAAAAGACAGAGCAGAGGAAUUGCCAAUUUUACCCAUCCGUUGAAUGACAUAACAGACGCAUGCAGAGCGGAAGAAGGAAAAGCAUUUUAUCAUGACGGCACGAGUGAUUUGCUCCAAAAUGACGAAAAGAUAACAGCCCUAAAAGAGAAGUGCACCCUUCCUAUCGAGAACCAUUUUAACAGCUUGAAUAAUUACUUAAUAUAUAAGAAAGACUUCUUAAAAUACAGCUCUUGGAAGGAAAACCAUCUUUAUUUCUCUCUGAAGGAAGUAGAAUGUUACGAUCAAGAGGGGCACAAUAGAAAUGGAUUUUCAAAAAGGAACGUGAACAGACAUGGGGGGUGCAAAAGUAAGAAGACCAAAAAAUGCUUCAAUUUUUACAUUCACAUGUAUGCUUCUAGCAUUAACCUUGAUCCAUACUUCAUUUCGACGUGCAACUUUUACCUGGUCAACAAUUUGAACAAAAAUUUAAUUGCAUACGAUAUCAAAGAAACGAAGGAUUAUUUCAUUCAUAAGUAUAAAGAAAUGAAACAGUACUACAGGCAGACAGUUGGGUGGAGUGACCAUUUGGAGAAUGGAAGAACGGAAUUCACGGCCAGUUCGUCGGAGGAUGAGGAGAUACCGGAAAGGGUAAAGAAGGUUCGUCUGGAGAGACAGCAUAUGGAGAAGAAUGUCCAAGAUCGAGGCCCCACCCUAUGUGGUAGCAUCUACCAUGAGGAGCACUCGAAGAAAGAUGCGGAGGAGGGGAAAACACACCAAGAGCAGACCAUACGCGAAGAGCUGUUCUCCUUCAGCCCACCCAAGACACUAAAGCUGUUCCGCCUGAUGAAUUCCCUCAACAACCUUACGAACAAAAUUAAUGAAAAACUAAAAAAUAAUAAGGUCAUAAUUAAUGUCGACAUAAAAAACGUAGACAUUAAUGUUCUUGACUGCUCCUAUAUAUACGAGAGUAAAUAUUUGCUAGUAGACCAUGUGCACCCCUUUUACAAUAACCAGUAUGUGUACAUGUCGAAGGAAGAGUACGACCGAAUUAGGAGAAAAAAGGGGAAUCAUUCCAACGAGUUUUCAAACCUUGAGUCGAUGGAAAACAAACAUUUUUCCAGCACUAUUAAUAAUCUCAUCUUCAAUAGACUUACAAAUUAUUAUAAUGACAACUCUUUCUACAUCGUUUCUAUUAAUGCCAAUAAAGUGAAGAGGAUUUCUAUACGGCUGUAUUCCACAGUCAUAUUGAACAAUUUUAUCAAGCAAGAAAAUGUGAAUGACGUGUUGAGUGUCAUUGUGUACAAUUACAGAAUGAAAUUCUCAAGCCUUAAGCUAAAAAAAGUGAGAAACAUAGCGAAGGAUGGGAAAGACGACAUAAUGAAUAUCCUGGAUGAAAUGGGUCUGGACGAAACGGAAGAUACCACAAAGGGGAAGAAAAAAAAGAAACAUAGAAAAGAGAAAGGGAGGAGAUGCAAACCUGAGAAGAAUAGCCACCUUAAUUUCUACCAAAAGAUCUCAAGGAGCUAUAAGGACAGACUAAAUACGUACAGCUCCCUCAACAAGGACAGCUUGAUUGAAAGCACCAAAAGUGUUAUCUACGAUGAUAUAAUAAGUAGCAACAGUAAGCUGCAUAACUUCGAGUGGUUCGCAAGUAAUGAUCCGUCAGAAGGGUGGGGUUCAUUUAUACCCACUCCACCAACUGCCUUGUGUAGGUCGUCCUCCGAACCCACAUCCGCGGCGACUUCUCCGGUGAGCUCUGCCCAGUCCACGUCGAUUAACUCCCUGCUGUCGUAUGACUCAAACGUCGAAAAGACAGUUCCACAAAUGCGUAAGGAACUGCAAAAAGGCACAAGGCGGCACAGAUCGACCUCUGAACACUUUCGUCUAUCGAAGAGGAGAAAUCUAAAAGAGGCCGCUUUGCAGAUGAGAAGAAGACACUGGAGAGAGAGCAACAGCUUUUCUGACAGUAUAUACACAAAGCAUUCCACCUCGAUAAGACAGCAGGUGCACCAGUUUAAUGAUGAGAAUGGAAGAACCGUCAGUUUCCACAAUUUUUGGAGCCGCACUGCAAACGACUUAGAUGACCAUGCGGAAAAUGAGCGAAGAAUGAAGAAAAAAAAAGUGAAAAACAAAUUCUAUAACUACAUUAAGAAGAUAUAUAACAAUAUGAAGUCCAAGCAGAAGAAGAAAAAACUAAUCCUAAACAACAUCGUUGAAAAUAAUAAGUGGUCCGUUAGUUUAGAAAAUAUGAUUUUCUAUUUACCCCAGUUUAGGAAGGGCUUUAAAUUUUCCUUAUAUUUGAACAAGUUUAUCAUAUACGACUAUAACCAAAUAAAAAUAUGCAGCAACAUUUCUCAGUUUAGGUUAUUCCUUGGCAGUAGUGCAGAGAGGAGGUACCUCCAGCUGUGCAACAAAAUAAUCCGCACGUUUAGUCACUUACACCUCAAUAGAGAUUUACUCAAAGGAAACUUAAGGAGGAAAAUUGUGUUACAGAAAGUGAAACACGAAAUAUAUAAUAAUCAGGUCUAUGUUAUAGCAAAUGAGGGCGUAAAAAAUAUCGACGUUGUUUUGGACGUCAAAAAUACAAGACUUACUUUGCACAACCGGACAACCAUGGAUUUAGUGAACUACUUCACCGAACUGUCCAUCAGCACCUUUUCAUUCCUCUAUGUAUAUUCUCUCUACCCAGAGGUAUCCUUUUCUAACGUUUCUCUCCUGACUUCGUGCAUGAAUGUAGACAAUUUUCAGAAGGGACUCCUCCUAUAUAACAACCUGCUGAAAAACUACAUCGCCACUUGUAAAAGUGGAACUCCACAGAAUGGCAGCAUCAUGACUAUCUCUUCACGUAACAACAGCAACAACAGAAACAACAAUAAUGCGUCGUUCACAAGUGCUUGCAACAUGGUGGAUUUGGAGAGAUCCCUCUUUGACCAGUCCCACAGUUAUGACAACCCAAACCAAAGCGAUGACAACAGUCUGAAUAACCUGGACCGCGAGGAAAAAGCGAAGCGAAGUGGAAAGGCGAACAUAACACACGAGAGACAACAAGACAAAAGCGAACAAACAGAGCAUAACGACUUUACGCGAGCGUGUUAUGCGAAAAAAUCUACCGACGGAAGCGAACAUGGUUCGGACGUUAGCAACAUUAAUAUGUUGAUGGAAAAAAUGAUUUGCCACAAAAAUAAAAUAAAUUAUAAAUACCUAAUUAUGAACAAAUUCGAAUACCAAACGAAGGCACACAACUCGCUGAAAGAAUUGCAUGACAAGAAUUACUACUUCUUAGCGUUUGUAAGUAACAAUUUGCUCUUCUUCUUGUAUUUCUACACCAAGUAUAAAACCGUCCUGAAUUUCGUGUCCACUGAGGAUAUAUUCACUCUGAGACUUAACUACGUUUAUCCUAUCAGACGCAUUAAGCACCGAGCACUGGUGAAGGCGAACAAAAUUUGCGAAAAUAUAAGAUCGAAGAAGAAGUUCAUACAUGCGGGCAAGAAAUAUAUGCAGAGGGAACAACUGAAAUUUUCUACCUCCAAAAUAAUGGAAAAGAAAAAAAAAAGAAAGCGGAAACUGGAAAAAUUCAUCAGGUAUAAGAAGGAGAAAGGGAGACAUAAUCCAGACAGGGAGAUGAACCCUUUGUAUGAACCAAAUGUAAGCUCGACUCUCUGUUGGAAAGAAUUUUCAUAUAGUCCUGGGGAGAAAGGAAAGAAAGCGAAAGAGGAACCGUUCCCUGUAGAGGAGCUCAAGCUCGAAAAGUACAACACCCAAGAUAACACCAACACUGUUUCUAUAAAAAACGAACAUGAAGAGAUCAUUCCGUAUAGUAGCAUAGGCAGCUUGACAAACCAAAAAACGAUCAUAAAAUCCGGGUCAAUUAUUUAUGAUAAGAUGAAGAAUGACCGAGCGGAGGAGUACAAGAAGAAGCAAUAUAUCAAGCAGGAUGUCCACGAAGUUAAGGGAUUCUCUACAAAAUUAAAAACUACCAUAAGAAAAUUUUUUACCCGCAAGUUAUCCUCCUAUAUGUUGGGGAAUAAGAACCACUAUGGGGAUGACAAAAAAAGAGACAGCAUGUCGAACACUUCGAACGAGUUAUUCUCCACGGACUAUAACUCAGUGCUGCAUAAAUUAAGAGACGAAUCUGACGCUAGCUCAACAAACAACCCCUUAACUUCGUUCAACAAUAUACACGUUUUUAGAAACAAAUGCAUUUCCUUAAAGAUGAAGAUGAACCUGUUCGAAACUUGGGUUAUCCAAGAAGAUCUGUUCAAUUUGCACGCUCAGAAAAAGAGAAAUAUGCGGGUCAGCUCAUUUCUGAAAAAAACAAAAAAAAAAAACAACAUUUUCACGUCCUCCUCUCUAGACAAUCAUAAACCAACAAAGGGAGAAAAUCAAAUGAGAGGUACCAGACGAUCGAGAAAAAACAUGAUAGGUGAAUCGAAUAGUUAUGGGGAAGAUUACCUAUAUGAACAAGUGGAGGAAGCCCAAAACUUGAGCAUCAAAUCUGUUAGCUCUACCAACUCUGGUAGUAACGUAAAUAUCCUGAAUAUCCUGGAAAAAUCCAGAAAUCAUUUCAACACAUUUAUGAAUAAGAAAAUCAACAAGCAGAUUUUUUAUCUUGCCAAAAGGAAGGCCUCCAAAAAUGAUUUAGAAGAUUUGAACGAAAAUGCUAAACACGUCAUUAGAAGGAAAAAGAAUAAUGUUAAGGAAAAGGAAAACCAGAUAGAAAAAAGUAUGGUCAGACUAAAUGUGGGAAAUACCGCCGAUUCCCACAUCUGGGUGGACUCCUCCUCCCUCAGUGACUACACCUAUCGUAAAGACAAACCGUUGUCACUCUUUUUAGGCAAGUCAAAUAGCAACAUGAACAUUUAUGCUGAUAGAUAUGUUGGGGAGAAGGACCUCUUUAAAGCCCUGGCAAACCAAAAAAUAAAUAAAUGGAAUGAGUACCUCAAGUGGGAGAAGAAAAAACAAAAAAGGAAAAACAUAAGAGACAACAAUAGGAAUAUAUGCCUCUCCAUCAUUUUUAGUGUAGACACAUAUUACAAGGAACAGAAAAAAAUGGACUCAUCAAAGCUUAAGAUACAAGUGAAUAACUUAAACAUCAUGUCAGGGAAGUGCUUCAACUUUAGUGACAUCUAUGAUCAGCUGAAGCUGUACAGGAGCGGCAACAACUUCAGGCCCUCUGUCUACACCUCGGGAAUUCUCGAUUUACAUCAACUACAUGAUGCUUCUAGCAGAGAGAGGAAUUAUGCGUACGUAAAGAAACUGCACAAUCGAAACGACAAAGUUGCCAGCACCGAAAUGGAAUAUGCCUUUUAUGAUAACCCCAACUUCUAUAAUAUAUACUACAACGAGAUGAGGAAUGCGAAGAUGGCCAAGCGGAUGAUCAGAAAUGGGAAGCAGAGGGGCGGUAGGCGCAUCCAUCAUCACAUUGCUCACGGGGAUCUAGCCCAUAGGGAAGACACCCGCAGUGGAGAGGAAGUACCUAGUUAUGGAGCAACCAGUGCCGAAAAGCACUCAGACAGAUACCUAAGCGAUGGAGGCAUAACAAAUGAUCUAUCUUGGAAGGCAGAAAAGGACGCUUUCAAUCCGGCAGAGAAAAGCAUAACGUUUAGCUCUACGCACGAAGCGGAGUUCUCUGACCAGGCGAAAAAAAGGCGUCACAACCUUGCAGAGGAUAUGCUCAGAUGGAACAGCUCCGAGGUUUACGGCAACCUCUCACGAAAGCACAACCGGGAGAAGAAGGCACUGGUGAGAUAUAGUAACCUGUUUAUACUGAAGAAUAAGAACAAAAUUAUUUACAAAGACAAGUUUAACAUUUUUCUGAAUCAUAACAAUAAUAUAUUUAUGCCAAACAUUAAGGACGAAAAUGACUGGCUGCUAAGCAUCAACAGUGUGUAUUUAUUUGUAAAUUCGCUAAGAACCAAAAGAUCCUUUAACUUAAGUUGCCACGAACUGCUCAUAAACCUAAACAUAGACAAUAUAAAAGAGCUAUAUAAACUGCAGACCAAUUUUAACUACAAUAUUUACUACGCACAGUUUUAUAUAAAUUAUCUUUCCUUUGUAAGGAACAUUUAUGUGAUUCCAUUUAUGCACAAGGAUAAAACGUGUAUCGAAAAAUCAAACGAAAAAUUGAAGAUAAAUGGAGUGUACCUAAGAAGCAUGAACAAGCUGAAGGUUCUGGACAAAAAUACUCUGCACAACAAGUGCAAGGUAACGAAAAGCAUGAACUCAGAGUAUACGAGUUUGCAUGGAGUAAAAUAUGCAAGCAAAUGCACUGACUCGUGUGAUGCGUACCCACCUAUCAGUGUUAACAGCCCAUGUGGAAAGGAAGACCCAUAUGACACACUCCCAUUUGGGACAAUCCCCCAAAGGAAUGACCGAAUGGAUCGAAUCGACCGAGUCGACCGAAUGGACGGACACCCCUCAGAGGGUACCUCGCCAAAUGCCAACAACAAAUUUGGCAUACUAUCGAAAAAAAGGGAAGACGUAUUAAUAAAAGAUAAGUCACAGUGCAGAAAUAAAUGUAUCUCCUUUAAUGACAUGGACGAAGUAAUUGGAAAGACGGACGAAGAGAGGAACGAGAAAAGUGCGGAAAAAAGGGACGAAAAGAAAGUAGACGUGUACAACCUGAUUAGGGAAAAGACAUUACAUGUUCACGACAUGGAGGAAAAUGAAAAUUACAUCAACGAUCAUAUAACAACGAUGUACACGGCUCGUAAAUAUUUUCUCAUUAAAAAUCUUAAUAUAUACAAAAAAAUGGUUCAUUAUUAUGCAAAAAUGCAGACUUUUAUCGACCUAGAAGAGAAAAACAGGAAGUACACGGAAAUUAUUCAUACGUUGAAGGAUACCUAUGUGAAGAUAGAACAGUACCGAGAGAAUCUCUACUACCUGUACAGUCAGCUAUUUUCCAUAAUUAGAAAUAUUAACGACGAGAAAAACAUCAUAUGCCAUGGACUAGUCUUCCUAAAGCCACUCUGUUGUCUGUACUCAUAUAGCAAUAAAUAUGUCACGAACUUGUUUUACUACUUGUUCGUUUUUUCGAAAUAUAAUAAAUUCGCAGAUUAUCUGUGUAGUAUAAAGAAAUAUUUUGACUACAAAUAUUUUACCUACUUCACCAAGAAGAUUGGAAAUCUGCAUGUGUGUCAUGUUGGAGAAAGGAUGAGUAAACAGCUUACACACACGGUCACUUACAAUAACAGUGGGGUGUCCCCUCAUGAGAAGGACAUUUCCAUGGUACACAACAGUGGAAGUAGCCCCAUCAUGAACGAGAACUAUGCCCUACAGAAGGAGAUAAACGAGAAUAUUAAGAAGGAGGAAAUGCUCAAAGAGAACGAAGUGACCAAGAAGAAUUUGUCCUGUUUCAUUAUUUCUGCCCUUCUUUAUCUCUACCAGCCGUACAUGUACAGACAUAAAAAAUGCGCUCCCAUGACAAAUAGGAAGAAGCAGAAUUUGAAGAGAAUGUUCAGACGGAAGCGGCACCUUUCGUCCCUCUCGCAGGAAGAUGGUCUGCUGCUGCGCCACAAUAUCGCCUUUUACGAAAUGGGUCAGGAUGACGAAACGAAAAAUAAACACAUACAGAACGAAAGCAGCCGUGAAAUGACCUCCGAACUGAACGACCUAUACAGGAUGAACAAGGGAAUGGAAGAAAACCUACUGACCAAAUUCGAUGCUCUCAACUCAAAAGAAGGCAAAGAAACCGAAGUAAGGAAAAACAAAUCCUACAUGUUUCACAAAAAGGGAAUAAAGAUAAAGAUAAAAAUCCGAGUUAACAAUGUGGGCCUCAAAAUACACCAACUAAACAAGGAAAAUAUAUUAACGCUAAAUCUGUACGACUUGAAUUACUAUAUGUUUACCUGUCUCUAUCAGUAUCAUUUUCUUUUUCACAAGACGAAUGAGAAUGUUGGUUUCUACCUGAACGACAAGGUAGAGAAAAUUAAAUUUGAAGAUAUCUACGCCAUCAAGGAAAAGAGCGAAAUGAAGAAAAGAGUGAACAGCAAUUUGUAUAUGGACAGUCUAUGGUACGAAUUGUCCGCUGAAGAAUCUGCCAUUCAUGACGAACUGUGUAACUUCCAGCGGGGAAAUAAAAAGAAAAAAAAAAAAAAAAAAUUGUAUUAA
Messenger RNA from Plasmodium inui San Antonio 1, 17886 nucleotides. RefSeq lists its product as hypothetical. The transcript has 3 exons. The coding region runs from base 1 to 17886 and encodes 5961 amino acids. Lineage: Eukaryota; Apicomplexa; Aconoidasida; Haemosporida; Plasmodiidae. The record is from RefSeq and is a predicted model, not a curated record.